Molecule: messenger RNA, 1600 nt
Organism: Hibiscus syriacus
Lineage: Eukaryota; Viridiplantae; Streptophyta; Magnoliopsida; Malvales; Malvaceae
Product: alpha/beta hydrolase domain-containing protein 17B-like
Exons: 6
Coding region: 130-1317 (395 amino acids)
Source: RefSeq, a predicted model, not a curated record
UUAAGCGGACGCCAAAAGGAACAUCCUCUGAAAAGGAAAGAACAGAGAAAAUAGAAGAAAAAAAUUGUUAAAAAAUAUUCAUCGUCGUCUUCUUCUCAACCUGCUUUGAUUCCAAGUUCAGUCCAAAAUAUGGGUGGGGUGACGUCAUCAAUGGCUGCCAAGUUCGCCUUCUUUCCUCCCAAUCCACCUUCAUACAAGCUAAUUAAGGACGAAGCAACUGGGAUUUUGCUCCUGGACCCUUUCCCUCACCGCGAAAACGUCGACGUUUUGCGUCUCCCAACUCGCCGUGGUAACGAAAUCGUUGCUGUUUACGUUAGGCACCCCAUGGCUAUGUCGACUUUGCUUUAUUCUCAUGGGAACGCAGCUGAUAUUGGCCAAAUGUAUGAGCUAUUCAUCGAGCUUAGCAUCCAUUUAAGAGUAAAUCUCAUGGGGUAUGACUAUUCUGGCUAUGGACAAUCAUCAGGAAAGCCAAGUGAGCAGCACACGUAUGCGGAUAUUGAAGCUGCAUACAAGUGUCUCGAAGAGAAUUAUGGUGCCAGGCAAGAAAAUAUUAUCCUAUAUGGUCAGUCUGUUGGAAGUGGUCCUACGGUGGAUCUCGCUGCUCGUUUACCUUGCCUAAGAGCUGUUGUUCUGCAUAGUCCUAUAUUAUCCGGGUUAAGAGUCAUGUAUCCGGUUAAGCGCUCUUACUGGUUUGACAUCUACAAGAAUAUUGAUAAAAUCUCAUCUGUAAAGUGUCCUGUGCUGAUAAUUCAUGGAACUAACGAUGGAGUUGUCGACUGCUCUCAUGGGAAGCAACUUUGGGAACUUUGCCAAGAGAAAUAUGAACCAUUAUGGGUGAAAGGAGGAAAUCACUGUGAUUUGGAACUCUACCCGGAUUAUAUUAGGCAUCUCAAGAAGUUCAUCUCAACUGUUGAGAAGUCACCUUCUCGAAGAAAUGCUUCUCGGAAAAGCACAGAUGGUAUCGAACAGUCUAGGCAAAGUACAGAAUACUUCGACGCUCCGAGAAGAAGCAUUGACCGUAGGGACAAACCAAGGAAAAGCACUGAUACCCGGGACAAACCUAGGAAAAGCACUGAUACCCGGGACAAGCCAAGGAAAAGCAUUGAUAGGCCCGGAAAGUUGAAAGUUCAUGAGUACAACAAAUUUAACAACAUCGACAAGCUUGAAAAGCUUAAAAUAUCGUUAGACCAGAUGGAUAGGAUGGAGAGGUCACGCAGAAGCGUGGAAUACUUCGAUAAAUCCCGGAAAAGCAUCGACCUCCAGGUAGAGAAAGGAAGGAAGAGUGUUGACUGGAUAGAUAGAAUCCCAGCUGUUUAGAAAGCUAAAACGGGGCAUAAAUGGGUGGAAUUGGUUUUGGACUAAUAACUUAAUUGUUUCCGAGAGCUGCACGACGUGUCGAUGACGGUGUUUACGGGUUGGAGGCGUCGCAACGGCCGGAUGAAAUAUGGUUACGAAAAGUAGGGUUUGGUAUAUGUUUUUAGAUUUGUUUUUCUUUGAUUUUGAAUGAUUGAAGGAUCUAACUUGCAUGUUCAUGUUGGGGAAAACUGAAAAAGCUUUGUAAUUAACAACUAUUGUUUCACUAUAAUAUUAAGAUUUUUUU